Linum tenue is the source of this 4403-nucleotide messenger RNA. Lineage: Eukaryota; Viridiplantae; Streptophyta; Magnoliopsida; Malpighiales; Linaceae. The record is from the annotation of a GenBank genome assembly.
AUGGGUAGAGGAGCUUUGACAGCGGCUGCAUUGGUGCUUCCCCUUAUUCUCCUGCACAAGCUAUGGACGGGAAGUAGAAGUUCCGGCGCCUCGAACAGUAUUGACGAUGCCUCUCCAGAAAAGGAUUCCUGUUCGCUGCCCCUGCCAACAGGAGAAUACGAAGUGUUUCUGAGUUUCAGAGGUCCAGACACCCGUCAUCAAAUUACUGAUAUCCUCUACCGGUUUCUAGUUAACUUGAAAAUCCACACAUUCAAAGAUGACGACGAGCUUCGGAAAGGAGAAGGGAUCUGGCCAAGUCUCGUCAAGGCUAUUGACCAAUCCAAGAUUUUUGUUCCCAUCUUGUCAAAGAAUUAUGCUGAUAGCAAAUGGUGCCUUAAAGAGCUUGCCGCUAUUGUUGAGCGGAAAGAGCAAGACAAGGGAUGCAUCAUGCUCCCCAUUUUUUACAUGGUGGAUCCGAAAGAUGUUCGACAUCAAACUGGGCCUUUCAAGAAGGCAUUCCAACAACACAAGAAGAAUUUCGAUGAAAAGACCAUACAGGUAUGGAAAGAUGCAAUGAGCAAGGUUGGAGGUGAGAAAGGAUGGCACAUCAAAAGCAAUAAUGAGCAAGGAGCUAUAGCAGAUCUUGUCACUGGCGAUGUAUGGUCACAUCUAAGCAAGAAGAACAAUAUAAUAGAGACAGAUAAGUUGAUUGGUAUUGAUAGUCACACAGAAACAGUAAAAGAAAGAAUGACUCUAGACUCUGGAGGCGUGACAAUUGUUGGGAUUCACGGCAUUGGUGGUGUCGGUAAGACCACUAUUGCUAAGGCUGUCUAUGACAAAGUGUCUGGUCAAUUUGAUCGUUGUAGCUUUGUCGAAAAUAUAAGGGAAAUGCUACAACAAAAGGAUGGUGUUAUGAUUCUGCAGAAGCAUAUCAUCUCAGACAUUUUAAGAACACAAUAUGUCGAAUCCAUUGCCAAUGUUGGUGAAGGAAUCAGAAUUCUGAAAGAUAGAAUUUCUCGUUUUAAAUUUCUUAUUGUGCUCGAUGACGUGGAUGAGGAGUUUGAAUUCAACGAGAUAUUGGGAAAAACUGAGGAUAAUGUCUCGGGAAGUAGAUUUAUCAUUACUUCUAGAAACGUAAAAGUCUUGCGUACUCUGACUGAAGAAUCCAAGUUAUAUAGAGUUCGAGAGAUGAGUAAUCCUCACGCACUUCAACUCUUCUGCAAGUUCGCUUUCAGAAAGGAUUCUCCUCCAUCAAGUUAUCAGACUUUGUCGAGAGAUAUUGUAUCAGUUGCAGCUGGACUUCCAUUGACACUCAAAUUGGUAGGCUCACUUUUAUAUGGAGAGGAGGAUCUGAUUUGGAAAGAAAAACUAAAGCAACUAAAAGAAAUUCCUGAGGAAAAGGUUGCAGAAAGGUUGAAAAUAAGCUAUGAUGCAUUAAAUAAUGAGGCGAAAGAGAUUUUCUUGGAUAUUGCUUGUUUCUUCAUUGGAAUGGAGACCAAGAUUCCUUCUUACAUGUGGAGUGGUUGUAGUUUUUUCCCAAUAAUCAAUAUCAAUAUCCUCAUUCAAAGGUCGAUGAUUGAAAUUGGGGAUGAUAAUGAGUUCGAGAUGCAUGAUCAACUCAGGGAUAUGGGUAGAGAGAUCGUCAGGAAAGAAAAUAUGAAGCAUCCAUGGCAGAGAAGUAGAAUAUGGUCGAAGCAGAUAGCUUUAGACAUGUUACGUAACAGAAAGGGAACAAACCGGGUCGAGGGCACUAGAUUAAAUGGUGUUGUGGAUGAGCUUGAGAAGGAAUGCUUUAUGAAUUUAUCAGAAUUAAGAUAUCUUGAUGUAAAUGUGAAGAGGCUCACUGGCGAUUUUAGCAAUUAUCUUCCAAAUUUAAGAUGGCUUCAAUUGAAGAUUGGAACUGGUGAGGUUCUGCCUAAGUUUUGUAUGAAAAACUUGGUGAUUCUUCAACUCUUAAGCCCAGUAAUCGAUGAUUGGGGAGGGUUGACGCAUAUCAAGAUGGCACACAAGCUGAAAGUUCUGAAAGUUUUUGGUCAUUAUGGCCUGACCCGCAUUCCUGAGUUCCCUGAAUCCCAGAGCCUAGAGAUUUUACAUCUUCUUCAUUUCGGCAGUUUAUUGUUUCCGAAGGACCUGGAUAUUGGGAAUUUGAGGAGCCUAAAAGAGUUACGCCUGCGGAGUUGUAAGGUAAGGGAGAUUAGGGGCGGAACCAUUGGGAUGUUGAAAGGACUUUGUGAGCUUGAACUCAAAAAUGUUUAUUGUGAAAAGAAUCCAAGAGAAGUGCUUGCUGAUAUUGGGGAGUUGCAGUUUCUUGAUGUCUUGAGAGUGGACGUGAAAUAUACUCUGGGACGAUUUGUAUUGCGUAGAGAGAAUUUGCUGUUGGGGUCUAAGCUUCCCACAAGUUUGAAGGUGCUACUGACUUCCUCUCCGGUUGCUAAUCUUCCAGAGCUGAGAGAAUUGGAGGAACUGACAGUUGAAGAUUGUGGUAGGUAUGGGCUUGAGAUCCCGCCAGCAGACACUGAUAGCAAUACGUGGUGGAAGUUAUCCAAAUUGAAGUCUCUCAGGCUAACGAGAACAAAGUUGACUCUCCCAACUAAGUUGUUGCUUCCAUCAUCGCUAACCACCCUCCACAUCUUGGAGUGUCGGGAAUUGGAGUGGCUCCCAAGACUAGAGAACCUGGAGAACUUGACUCUAUUAGUAAUCUCCUUCUGUCCCCUGAUUAAAGAAAUCCCGGGUCUUGACAGUCUCCAUUCUUUGACUAAGUUGAGCGUUUCGGAAUGCGAGGCAUUGGAAAGACUACCCAGCCUUGCGUCUUUGAGCAAGUUACGUGAGUUAAUUGCAUGCUCUUGCCCUCUUGUUGCAGAAAUCCAAGGGCUUGGAGGGCUGAAAAUGUUGCAGCUUCUCAGGAUUGAUAGUGCACAGAGUUUGACUCGUCUCCUUGGCUUUGGAGCUCUCUUGUCCUUUAACAAGUUAGAAACUUUAACCAUAACCAACUGCCCUCUUCUCACAUCACUGUCAUUCCCCGACCUAGAUGGUGGUGGUGGUGGUGGCUGUAGCAACUGCCAGUUACCAGCUGUACUCUACUCUUUACGAUAUCUGUCCAUCAGUGGGACCUCAUCAUUUGUGCAGAUCUUGUGCCGGAUGCUUCAGCUGUCACAGUUCCCUAGCCUUCUGACAUUGAGACUUAUGAUGAUGGGGGUUGAUAAUGUAGAUGUGGAAUUACCCUUGGAGUGGGUUGAGUCUAUGGAAGAGCUCGAUGAACUGAUUUUGGGUGGCUGGGCCUCAAUGUGGGAACUACCUUUUCUGUCAAAGCUCCGAAACUUGAAGAGGUUAACUAUCACUGAUGCUCCAAAUCUGCAGGAGAUUGAGGGACUUGCUGCGUUGAAAUCUCUUGAGCGCCUAAAGCUCAGUGGCUGCACAUCCUUGCAAAGAUUGUCAGCAGGCGACUUAUCUGGUUUGAAGCAACUGGAAAGCAUAGACAUCAGUGGCUGCGGAAACUUGAUUGAUCGAUCUACUCCGAGAAAACAAAACGUCAACAUACUCAGACGCUGGAAGGCUGCUGCGAUGAUGAUUGACCCUGACUUGCUGUGGGACAGGCUAUCCCCAUCACAUCUCUGAAAUGCAAAGACUCCAAUAUCUCGUUGCAUUGCCAUUGUUUCCAUUGAGCAAAUGCUGAGGUGGAGCAAUUGUGGAGAUCUAAAAUCUUAAAAAUGAAGUGGCAGGCUUUACAUUACAGCCGCCUGCAGAUUGUUGGUUAUGCCAGGAUGUCUUCCUUCCUUCAGGCUCCUGUGUUCCAGUAUCAUGCCUUUUCUUUCUCGCACUCUGUCUGCAGAGCUGUUGUGGUUACGAAACCAUCGUAAGCUUACCCAGAUGAGGUUAAAUGUUGCUAUCCUGGGUUGUUUCUUGUCCCUUGCUGUAAUUUAUGUACAGUUCUCUGAUGUAAGUCUUUCCUGCAAGAUUACUCGAGGUACUACUCUACUGGUGACUUUGCUUGUCCUCUCUCUGUACAGGUCAAGUUCUCCGUCCCUGUCCAAAGCCGUUAGAGAGCGUAGUGACAAGGAAUCUUUUAACACGUGCAGUUCAUGGAAGAAGCCUUUAAAAGACACAGAGGUACGAGCCUAUAGAACAGAUCCUGUUCAAGUAAGGCCGUCAUGGAAGAAGCCUUUAAUUCAGGUGAGAACGCAUCCCUUAUCAUUCGCUCAAUGGAAACAGGUUUUGAAGCCGCCAUAUAUAACCAAGUCGCCAGGUUCGGUUGAGGUGCAGUCGAUCACAUUAUGUCGUCCGAUAGAUCGACCUGUAUGCCGGAAAAUCAUGAAAUUUCUAAGGCAAGAUUCACUAUCACGAAAAUAUGUCCAAUCUUUUUCAAUGUGCCCUUACUCAUAAACUCGUCGAUCAGUUCCCCAUGAUGACGGUUCCUUUAUCCUUGU